AUUGAAACUUGAAAGGCACUUGUCUUAUCCUCUUGAAACUGAGACAGAAGUAAGAAAACAGGAUUGAGCCACAAGCAUCGAGAGAAAGAAAGAAAGAGCCAUUCGGUUCUCAACAGACUGUUGAUAGUUAUAAAAGUUGGUCUGAAUUGAGGUGGCAUGGAGGGCAUUCUAGUUCGCAAUUUAUGCAGUAUCUCCGGUGCUACUGUGCUUUUAGCACCACCAUCAAGACCUUCAUUUUUUUUUCAACACAAGGCCUCCUUUUCUCCUUCUAACUCUACCAUGUUUCCAUUGCUCUCUUCACUAUUCUCUGCCCCUUCUCGCUCCUUUUCUUCUGUUAUAUAUGCCACACCAGACAGCCAGUUGAGUGUUGGAGCUGAUACGGAUACGGAUACGGAUACGGAUACCAGAGAAUGGGCAAUGCAAGAUUUCUAUAGCUUAAGGAAGGAUGUCGAAACUGCCUCACAGCGUGUUGAAGAGAUGAGAGCUUCUUCCGGUCUGCAUCUAUUAGAACAAGAACUUGCAGAUUUGGAAUCUAAAGCAGCUGAUAGCUCCCUCUGGGAUGACCGUGCUAAAGCUCAAGAAACCCUGCUGGCCCUGACCGAUGUGAAAGAUAAGAUAAAGUUGCUAGCAGAAUUCAAAACCAAGGUUGAAGAGGCUGAAACUAUAGUUAAAUUAACAGAGGAGAUGGACUCCACAGAUGCUGGAUUUCUAGAAGAGGCAACUGGGAUCAUUAAAGAAUUAAAUAAGGCAUUGGAUAAGUAUGAGUUGACUCAACUUCUUUCUGGUCCUUAUGAUAAAGAAGGUGCUGUUCUAUCCAUCACAGCUGGUGCUGGCGGUACAGAUGCACAGGACUGGGCUGACAUGCUUCUCAGGAUGUAUGUGAGAUGGGGAGAGAAACAACGAUACAAGACAAAGGUGGUUGAAAGUUCACCAGGAGAGGAAGCUGGGAUUAAAUCAGCCACAGUUGAAGUUGAAGGCCGUUAUGCUUAUGGCUACCUGUCUGGGGAGAAGGGAACACACAGAAUUGUGCGGCAAUCUCCUUUUAAUUCCAAAGGUCUUCGUCAGACCAGUUUUUCUGGUGUUGAAGUCAUGCCUCUACUUCCUGAAGAGUCGAUGGACGUGGAACUACCUGAGGAGGACCUGGAAAUUAGUACUUCAAGGGCAGGUGGGAAAGGAGGGCAGAAUGUAAACAAGGUUGAAACUGCUGUCAGGAUAACUCACAUUCCCACUGGUGUAACCGUUCGCUGCACAGAAGAGAGAUCCCAGCUAUCAAACAAGAUCAAGGCUCUAAGCCGGUUAAAAGCGAAACUAUUGGUCAUAGCUGAAGAACAACGAGCAUCUGAAAUCAAGCAAAUAAGGGGAGAUGCAGUGAAGGCAGAAUGGGGCCAACAGAUAAGAAACUAUGUAUUCCAUCCAUACAAACUCGUCAAAGACGUCCGGACAGGACAUGAGACAUCAGAUAUUGCUUCUGUAAUGGAUGGCGAAUUGGAUCCCUUCAUCAGAGCUUACCUCAAGCACAAAUACAGUAUGACACUAUCUGCAAGUGAGCCUAAUUGACACUUAAGCAACUCCAUGGGAAGCUACCGAUCAGUUAGCCAUGCAGCAGUCUCUAUCUUCUGAAGUAAUAUAAUUUUUUGUAUGAAGAACUGUGUAUCAAAGGGAAAUGUUUGUAUAUCAAAACAAAAUCAGAUUAGCGUGGCCA
Messenger RNA from Populus trichocarpa (black cottonwood), 1702 nucleotides. Its product is annotated as peptide chain release factor PrfB1, chloroplastic. Gene Ontology annotation, molecular function: translation release factor activity, codon specific. The coding region runs from base 157 to 1557 and encodes 466 amino acids. The transcript has 7 exons. The record is from RefSeq and is a predicted model, not a curated record. Gene Ontology annotation, cellular component: cytoplasm. Lineage: Eukaryota; Viridiplantae; Streptophyta; Magnoliopsida; Malpighiales; Salicaceae. Gene Ontology annotation, biological process: translational termination.